AUGGCGGAGACUAUGGAGGGCCUCACCACAAUUGGCCUCGCGGCUGAAAUCUUGGCAGCUCUUGACUAUGGUAUCCGCGUACAGCAGCGCCUCACAGCAGCCAAGCGCCGAUCUAGCCCAGACAUCGAAGAAGCCGUCGCGAAAUUAAAGACCGGUGCCGCUCGUUUGAAUGACGGUGUGGUAGAGAGAUUCUCAAGCGAUGCGCCUGUGGCUGCAGCUUCUUGCGCAUCUUCAAAAUUACUGGAAAAUGUCGCGGCCGAAAUUGCUGCACUGCCAACCGAAGGCCAGACUAACCGGUCUAUGCUUGAUCGGCUCAAACUUACCAAGAAAUCAUCCAAGAUUGAGCGCCAUGGUAUGAAAGAGACGGAAAUGCGACUCAAGGAGCAAGUUGCAAGGUUAAAUGAGCUCGUGUCUUUGUCACUACAACAGGAUGCCGAAAAUGUGCUUCGCGAGAUUCAAUUGCUACCACAGAUUACUCCAGCACAGAUUUCAAUUGUACAGUCUGUCCUGUCGUCCUUGCGCGCCGCAAUCAGCUCUCUGCGUGACAGUUCAACCAGUGCCUACGAAGCCUUUCAGACGCUCGCUCCGCAGAUAGAGAACCUAGUGGCCAAAAUGCAACAAAACGCGGCGCUCGAUGCUCUCAAAUUUGGGAAGCUUCAUGAGAGAUUCGACAGCAUCACCAUCGCUGAGGCAAACACCUACGCCUGGCUACUACCCGACGCCAGCGACUACAGUGGCCAGGCGCCUGUGCUCAGCGAGCAUCUGGCAGUGGCCAAGAAGACAUUUCUGGACUGGCUCGAGGCGGGCUCUGAGUUUCUUUACACCUCUGGCAAACCUGGGGCCGGAAAAUCGACCCUCAUGAAAUUCAUCUGUCGCCAUCCGCAAUUCUACGACUGCGCUGCCAGGUGGGCUGGAGAUGCAACACUUGUGGUUGGGCGCUUCUUCUUCUGGAAACCGGGACAGUCUGAGCAAAAGAGUAUCAAUGGCAUGCUCCGCGGUCUUUUGUACUCCAUCCUGGAAACGCGAGCGGAUAUUGCGGCCGUGGCUAUGCCGGAGCUCUGCGACAGCCUCCGCACUGACAAGACGGCCGCCGUGAGCGAUGACGAUGUCAAGAACGCUUUCCAGAAGAUGCUCAACGCAUUUUCUCAAAGCAAAAGGUACGCAGUGAUGCUCGUUAUUGACGGCCUCGACGAGUUCGAGGGCGAGCACGGCGACCUGCUCGCCCUCAUGCAAUCAUGGGUGUCGCAGUACCCCUCCACCAUUAAGAUCUGCGUUUCGAGCCGCGAGUACGGCAUCUUCGAAGACUUCUUCGCCGGCUGCCCCAAGCUCCGUCUCCACGAUCUGACCAAAGACGACAUGGCCCUGUUGAUUGCCUCGCGCUUCAACACCAGCACGGCCUUUGCGCAGCUCCCCGGCCGGGACCUGGGCACGCUCACGCCGCUCAUGGUGGAGCGCGCCGAGGGCGUCUUCCUCUGGGUCAUCCUCGCCAUCUCCUCGCUCGAGGACGGCAUGGAGGGCGGGGACAUUAAAAACGCAGGCGAGCUCGAGGGGUAUGUCAAGCGCUUCCCGUCGGAGCUCGACGAAUUCCUGGCGCACGUGCACGGGUCGGUCAGCGAGUACAACCGGCCGUGGGCCUACAAGGCCAUCACGCUGGUGCACUUUGCGCAGUUUCGCGUCGCCGAGCUGCUCGCGUCGCGCGAGGGCUACCCGGGCGUCGGGCUCAUGGACUUUAUGCUCAUGGACGAGGCGUCGUCGUCGUGGAACCUGACCAUGUUCUCGCCGCGGUCCGACUUCAAGACGGCGACGGUCGAGGAGCGGCUGCGGCUCAUGCGGCGGAAGGUCCUGUGCCGGCCCAAGGGUUUCCUAGCCGUGUCCAACCUGCCAAACGCGCGCACCUGGCCCGCCAACGGCAACGGCGAUGAUAAGCUGUACAUUACCUUUACGCACCGCUCCGUGGUGGAGUUUCUGGGAAGCCCGUCGGCGGUGGGCAUGAUGGCAACCUACAUCGGCAGCUUUGAUGCUUUUUUUGCGCUGGCGUCGAGCGACUUGGCUGCGCUGCGCUUCGCGCCGCCGACAGUCUAUCCGCUUCUCAAAGACAAGGUUGAUCUGCCUCCUGGUGAUAGCGUGGAGUUGACCGAGCUGCUCGCAGAUUCGUUCGUAAGGCGCAUCAGGGAGCUGAUUGAGUGCGCCAUGGCUCUGGAAAAGGGCGGCUCUGCGAGAUUUCUCAGCAUUCUGGAUGCGAUUGGCGAUGCCAUCAAGCGGCACUUGACGCUCCUGCUGCCUCUGAAGCGCAUUCGCCUCGCUCCGGAAGACAAUUCGCCUCAUCAGGUUCUGGUCAAUUUGACCCUAGCGAACCAUAUCUAUGAGUAUAGUGAGUGGAAGCGCAAGCAGCCAAUGCAAAAUGGCGGCAAGAAAACCAUGAGCUCGAGUUUGUUCCGUGCGUUCCAGGCCGUGAUCCAGCGAUGCAGAGCUGCUAGCCAGCCGGCUGUCACCAUCCGUGGGCUUGAGGGUGGCAGACCAAUCCGAGUCAUCAACAACACGUGUUUACCUUCAAGCUCGAAGACGACUGCUGAAAGAUUGCACAAGGUCUUGGACGAAUUCUUGGAGAAUGGUCUGGACCUCAACUGGAGCUGGCACGGCACUUGGCACGGCACGACUACCGCCGCGGAAGAUGCUUGGACAUGCUGGCAGGCAAUACUCUGGGCCAUCGUCAUUGGUGACCUUGCACAUGAGGAGAAGCCUGGAGACAUUUUAGCGCUGCUUUUGAAGCAUGGCGCGGCUAGUGAUGUGAAGAUCAUCUCAGAGACACCCAAGGGUCCGCUAGAAAUUGAGGAUUUGGAGCCUAGUGAGGGCUGGUAUCUGGUGUCUCCAUUUGAGAAUGCAACAAGCAAGCUCGACAGCAAGAGCCAAGUCGGCAAUACCAGCGGGAGGGAUGCCAUGCUGCCGGCGGUGCUCAUGCACGAAUCUGUGCCCAAUUUCCAGUGGGCGAAAGAACGUAACUGGGUGCUCACAUUAGAAGACCUGGCAAUUUUCAUCAGAACAUUCAGGUGUCGUGAGACAUGUCCUCGCGUACCUUGCAUCAGAGCUCCAGGGUAUGCCAACCUUGCGCUUGCCCAAACAGGUAUUCUCGGACAUCUCUUUCAACCUCUCCUUUCUCACGUCUUUUCAACAACGGCUCAACUUCAUCUUUCUUGUUCACCUACCGCCGUGACGGGCCUGUCUUUGACGAUGGCUCCCCUCACCGCCCUCUUCCUCGCCCUCCUCCCUCUUAUUAACGCCCAAUUUACUUACCCGCCACCUCUCACACGUCCCCUGACCGACUACCUCUCCGGCGGCGCCUCAUCACCGCUCAACUUUUCCGUCGGCGACAGCCUCUUUGGCGGGUGGGACACGCCCUCGCACCUCGUCUCCUUUCUCGUCUACCGCUGCGCAAACUCCUCCACCUCCACCCCCAUCUACCCCACAAACGACAGCUUCACCAGCGGCGCCGGCCACCUCUCCGCCGACGGCACCUGGAUGUACAUGCCGGGCUUCACCACGCCCUCGCAGAGCGCCUUCCCCAACGGCGUCAACUACGGCCACGUGCCCCUCUGGCUCUACGCCGCGUUCCCCGCGCCCAACGCCACGACGGGCGAUGUGUGCUGGUUCGAGCUGUACCCGGGCCACGAGGAGACGGUCCGGGUCCCGCCCCCGGCCGACGUCGGCGGCGUGUACGACGCCGUGAACAACGUCACCGUGAACGGGGACGGCGCAUUUUACUACGCGACGGUGCCGUUUUGGGUGCAUCCGGCGAGGGAGGACGGGCUGACGGUGACGUGGAAGGUCGGGAGCAGCCAAAACGCAGGCGGCCGAGGGGCGCCGACGCCAGACGUGCUCCGGAACUCGAGCGGAGACGCCCAGCGGAUUAUUAGCGAGUUCAAUCUGCAGCCGCCGAAGGGAAGCCACAAGGGGGAUAAGAACCGCGGGCUGAGGAUUCAUGGGGGGAGCGUGGGUGUCUUGCUGAGCUUUGCCGUGGCGCUGUGUAUAUUGUAG
Molecule: messenger RNA, 4032 nt
Organism: Akanthomyces muscarius
Lineage: Eukaryota; Fungi; Ascomycota; Sordariomycetes; Hypocreales; Cordycipitaceae
Exons: 4
Coding region: 1-4032 (1343 amino acids)
Source: RefSeq, a predicted model, not a curated record